Molecule: messenger RNA, 431 nt
Organism: Funneliformis mosseae
Lineage: Eukaryota; Fungi; Glomeromycota; Glomeromycetes; Glomerales; Glomeraceae
Source: the annotation of a GenBank genome assembly
CAUCAACACUUGGUCUAAUUCCGAAACCUGAAUUAGGAAUUCAAUUUGGAUCGGGAGGUGGUGUACUUGAUCCAUCCCUCACCACUGCAACAACCAAACAGGAUAUCCAACAUUUAAUCUCUCGAGCUCAUCUCUUCCUUAAAGAAACUAGCACUCCGUUAUUGAUGAUUGAAAGUGAAGGAAUUACAGAAAAUGUACCUAGGGAGCAAUGGCGUACUGAUGUUAUUGCUAGAAUCAUUCAAGAAGUUGGAAAGGAAAAUGUUAUGUUUGAAGCGGCUGAUCCGGAGGUUUUUACCUGGUUCGUAAAGAAUUAUGGUGCUGACGUUAAUUUGUUUGUUGAUCAUAGUCAAAUUGUUCAGUUGGAAUGUCUUAGACAAGGAAUCUGGGGAACUUUUGAGACUUGGGGCCGAGUAGUUAGAUAUGCCGAAUGA